AUGUCUGAUAACGCCAUCAAGAUAUUCACGGGUAACUCCCACCCUGAACUUGCCAAGCUUGUAGCUAGUCGUAUGGGUAUUGAUUUAGCCAAGGCUGUCGUCAUGAAGUAUUCCAAUCAAGAAACUUCUGUUACUGUUGGUGAAUCUGUUCGUGAUGAAGAUGUAUUUAUUAUUCAAUCUGGUUGUGGUGAAAUCAACGAUAAUUUGAUGGAGCUUUUGAUUUUGAUUAAUGCCUGCAAGACUGCCUCUGCUCGCAGAAUCACUGCUGUUAUCCCCUGCUUCCCAUAUGCUAGACAAGAUAAAAAAGACAAAAGUCGUGCUCCUAUUACUGCUAAAUUAACCGCUAAUAUGCUGACUGUGGCUGGUGCAAACCAUGUCAUCACCAUGGAUCUCCAUGCUUCUCAAAUCCAAGGUUUCUUUAACAUUCCUGUAGACAAUUUGUACUGUGAACCAUCAAUGAUCAAGUAUAUUCGUACAAAGAUUCCCGAUUGGAAGAAUGCUAUCAUUGUUUCCCCCGAUGCAGGUGGCGCCAAACGUGCCACUUCAAUUGCCGACAGACUUGAGCUCGAUUUUGCCUUGAUCCACAAAGAGCGUAAGAGAGCCAACGAAGUAUCUCGUAUGGUGUUGGUAGGUGAUGUUACGGGCAAGAUUGCUAUUUUAGUGGAUGAUAUGGCAGAUACUUGUGGUACUCUUGGAUUAGCUGCUAAAACUUUGGUUGAAAAUGGCGCUGUCAAGGUGUAUGCUAUUGUUGCUCACGGUAUUCUUUCUGGUAAGGCCAUCAAGGUUAUUAAUGAAUCUGUCAUUGAGAAGCUCGUUGUGACAAACACUAUCCCUCAUCAAGAUAAGAUGGCCAUUUGCCCUAAACUUGAUGUAAUUGAUAUUUCUCCUACUCUUGCUGAAGCUAUCCGUAGAACUCACAAUGGUGAAUCUGUAUCCUACUUGUUUUCUCAUGCUCCUGAAUAA
Messenger RNA from Rhizopus microsporus ATCC 52813, 963 nucleotides. Its product is annotated as phosphoribosyl pyrophosphokinase. Gene Ontology annotation, biological process: ribonucleoside monophosphate biosynthetic process; 5-phosphoribose 1-diphosphate biosynthetic process; purine nucleotide biosynthetic process. Lineage: Eukaryota; Fungi; Mucoromycota; Mucoromycetes; Mucorales; Rhizopodaceae. Gene Ontology annotation, cellular component: ribose phosphate diphosphokinase complex; cytoplasm. The record is from RefSeq and is a predicted model, not a curated record. Bases 1 to 963 code for a protein of 320 amino acids. The transcript is spliced from 3 exons. Gene Ontology annotation, molecular function: ribose phosphate diphosphokinase activity; magnesium ion binding.